GUACUACUAAGCUGUGCGGUCGCCUUCGUCCUCGAUUUUCUUUCUUUGGCCGCGUGCGUUCAACCUCUACCGCGUUUGCUCGCUCUCCUCUCAGAUCCCAGCAACCAUUCGCCACUUCAAGCUUUGCCUCCUCCUCCAUCUCUGAUUGGCUUCCCAUGCCACCGCCGCCCUUUCUUGUUGCUUUUCCUUGAUCGAUCUGGUGCCUAAUGGCGCUGCCUUUGCUUCGCCUGCUGCUGCUGCUUGUGCUAUCAUCGGUUCCUCUCUCUUGCCAGCUCGCCCACUCUACUGCUGCAGACACACAGAAUUGGGGACAGACCUCUGUUGUUCAUCUUAGAAAUGCACAUACUAGAAAAUUACUUGGCCUAUUGGACGAUAUCAGUGGUAGAACUGGAAGCCUACAUGCUCUUCUUCUCGAGGAGUCACCUAAACAAGCUCCUCCUCAUCAUCACAAUAGGCACGGGGGGCAUCACAGAGCAGCACAUACACCAGCACCAUCGCCUGCACCAUCCCCUUCUCCAUUCACUGCUCCACCUAAAUCAGCCUCACCUGCUGCCAUAACAAUCCCCAUAUCUCCUUCAACCCCACAGCCAAAGGCAGAGAGUAAUCCUGCUGUUGAAGAUGCUCCGGCUCAACCUAGGCAUUCCUGGAGAAACUACGGUUUGGUCACAGCAGGAAGUGCAGUUUUCCUUGUCAUGACAAUAGCAUCUGUUAUUUACUGUCGAGCUAAGAAAGUCGGAACUGUCAGACCUUGGGCCACGGGGUUAAGCGGGCAAUUGCAACGAGCAUUUGUCACAGGUGUACCUUCAUUGAAACGGUCUGAGCUGGAAGCAGCAUGUGAGGAUUUCAGCAAUAUAAUUGGUUCUACAUCUAGUUGCAUGUUGUACAAGGGAACUUUAUCAAGUGGAGUUGAAAUAGCAGUUUUGACAAGUUCAACAGAAUCCGGGAAGGAAUGGUCAAAAGAAUGCGAGUCACAGUACAGAAAAAAGAUCACAAAUUUAUCCAAAGUUAGCCAUAAGAACUUUAUGAAUCUGCUCGGCUAUUGUGAAGAAGAGAAUCUUUUUACCAGAGCUAUGGUGUUUGAGUAUGCUCCAAACGGGACACUUUUUGAGUAUCUCCAUGUCAGGGAAGCUGAGAACUUGGACUGGAUGGCACGGGUUAGGAUAUCGAUGGGAAUAGCUUACUGUCUAGAGCACAUGCAUCAGCUGAACCCACCUGUUGUGCCAAGGAACUUCAACUCGACAACUAUAUACCUGACUGAUGAUUUCGCUGCAAAGGUUUCAGAUCUUGAUUUCUGGAACGACAGUAAGGGAUCCUUCAAUUCUGCUACUUCUGAUGAAACCGUCAUGGUGGAGAUAGAUAGCAUGGUGCAUCAAUAUGGCAUAAUACUGCUGGAGAUAUUGACCGGAAGAGUUCCCUACUCUGAGUCAGAUGGGCCACUGGAGCAUUGGGCAUCUGGUUACUUUGAAGGCAAGAUGACUCUUGCAGAGCUGAUUGACCCAAGCCUGGGAUCAUUCCCUGAAGACGCUGCGCGUGCAUUGUGCGAUGUGGCGAGGUGGUGCAUUGAGCCAGAGCCGAGCAAGAGGCCGCUCAUGUCACAGGUUGCAGGUCGGAUGAAGGAGAUCACCUCCCUGGGGCCUGAGGGAGCGACUCCAAAGGUGUCGCCGCUAUGGUGGGCGGAGCUGGAGAUCAUGUCUGGCCAAGCUACCUAGCUAUGCUGAUGUCAACACCACCAGCAACAGCAAUUGAUUCCCCAAUGUGAUAUAGUAGCAAAUUCUUUCAUUUCUUUUCUUGUUUGUUAAUCAUCAAGACUACUCAAGAGUUUGGUGGUUGUGGUUAUAGUUAUAUAUGUAUACAUACAAGGUGUUUUGAGCAUUGUAACUUGUAAGCAUGCAAACGUGUGAAGGAAGGAAGGAAGGAUGUAUCAUGUUGAGUUUGUUGGCAACAUGUGGCAAGUAGCAUGCAUGAUAGCACUGAAUAAUCCAGCUAAGGCCAUGGCAACAAAACUAGUGAUGAGAAUACUCUGACUUUGAAUGAGAAAAUACUUCUGUGUCUCUUGGCAA
Molecule: messenger RNA, 2060 nt
Organism: Oryza sativa Japonica Group (Japanese rice)
Lineage: Eukaryota; Viridiplantae; Streptophyta; Magnoliopsida; Poales; Poaceae
Source: RefSeq, a predicted model, not a curated record